Oryza sativa Japonica Group (Japanese rice) is the source of this 1551-nucleotide messenger RNA. RefSeq lists its product as uncharacterized. The record is from RefSeq and is a predicted model, not a curated record. Gene Ontology annotation, molecular function: protein binding. NCBI's taxonomy places the organism in Eukaryota, Viridiplantae, Streptophyta, Magnoliopsida, Poales, Poaceae.
AUGCACCUCUUACCCGACGACGUCCUCCGCCACCUGCCGCGACGCAGCCUCGCUGCCUCACGCUGCGUCUGUCAGUCCUGGCGCGUCAUCAUAGACGACCGCUCCCUGCUCGCCACGGCCGCGCUCCUCCCCUGCACGCUCCGCGGCAUCUUCGUCCAGAUCGGCGUGCCAACUCUGAGCGGCUUCUUCGCCCGCCCCUCGCCGGCGGGGACGAGGAGGCCACCCAUCCCCGGCGUCCUUGACCUAGACUACCUCGACACCAAUCAAAUCGAAAAAUCCCUUCUCACCAUAGUCGACCACUGCAACGGCCUCAUCCUGCUCGACCACCAUGUCGUCAACCCAGCCACGCGCCAAUGGACGCGCCUUCCCCCUUACCCGCCAGAGUCGCCGGGCAGCGACAUCAUCCUCGACGGCUACCACGCCCUCGUCUUUGACCCCGCCAUGUCGCCGCACUACCAGGUGUUCUUGAUGCCCUACGUCCUCCGACGAGCCACGGUUUCAGGCCAGUGGCCGCCUUCGCCAUUGCUCCUCCAUGUCUUCUCCUCGAGGACAGAGCCAGAGGGGAGUACAUGGCGGUGGGAGGAGAGAUCAUUCGUCCGGGAAGGGAACGCCACCAUGGGCACCAUUGAUGAGGUGUGCUCAAGCUCGGGGUGGGAACCCUUUGACACCUACUCCGUCUACUUCCGGGGAUCGCUCUACGUGCAUUGCCAAAACAAUUGCGUCAUCAGAAUCACAAUUGCAAAUCACAGGUAUAGGAUUAUCAAAUUGCCUGGCGAUUUUGUGGGAAAUCAAAAUAUUACUGUCGAUCCUUACUUAGGAAAAUCCCAAGAGGGAGUGUACUAUGCAUUGGUUAUUGGUUUAUGUCGACUCCAAAUUUGGUUCCUCAAGGAAUAUCAAUCAUCAUAUUCUUCUUAUUCGAAUUCAUACUGUGGUGGCAUCAAUGGCGACGGCGGUGGCAUGGAGACGACGACGAUGGAUCAUGAGCACGAGUGGGUGCUCAAGCAUGACGCAGACCUAGGGCCAGUGCUAGCAGCAGGCUACACUCUCAACGACGGUGGCCAGCAAUGGAUAUGGCAUAACAUUGACACCAAAAAGAAAAACAAGGAAUCACUAGUAAAGGAAGAGGAAUUCGAAUGGAACGACUCUGAUGAUGAAAAUGGUAGCGCCGGUGAAGAUAGGCAGUACAAAGGAUACAUCUCUCAAGUAUUUGGAUUUCAUCCUUUCAAAGAGAUCGUUUUCUUGUACGACACAGACACUAGAGUGGUAGCCUACCAUUAUAAUAGAUCAAAGGUUCAAGACUUGGGCGUACUACAAGUACGUGAACGAGUGUCAAGGUCAUUUUCAUACACUCCUUGUUGGAUGCCGGAUUUACCUGGAAUGCACAAUUAACAUUUUGAUUUGAAAUACAUCGACGCUGGAGAUUAAACACCAGCUCGAUCGUCGGCUUAUCAUUUUUGUAAACAAAACAACGUGUUAACAUACGAGUGGAAUCAUGCUAGCUUUGCAGAGUUUGCAGGUGUAUGGUACAGGACGAGAUCAAUCAAUCGAGCG